This is a messenger RNA of Ochlerotatus camptorhynchus, 2132 nucleotides long. RefSeq names its product Alpha-soluble NSF attachment protein (gene alphaSnap). Bases 174 to 1055 code for a protein of 293 amino acids. Gene Ontology annotation, cellular component: vacuolar membrane; SNARE complex. The transcript has 5 exons. NCBI's taxonomy places the organism in Eukaryota, Metazoa, Arthropoda, Insecta, Diptera, Culicidae. Gene Ontology annotation, molecular function: syntaxin binding; soluble NSF attachment protein activity. Gene Ontology annotation, biological process: SNARE complex disassembly; intracellular protein transport. The record is from RefSeq and is a predicted model, not a curated record.
AUCAUUAAUCAUCAGGCCCAGACGACAGCACAAAAGAAAACUGCGUGAGAAAAAUCAAUAAUAAAAGAUUUUCACCAGCAGCAGCAGAAGAGUUAGCAGAAAAGUGUUUUGUGGAAAAUCUGGUGAAAAUUUAGUGACCUCCGAUUGAAAAUCGUAAUUGAAAGCAUCCGACGAUGGCUGAUAACGAGCAGAAAGCGCUGCAGCUAAUUGCAGAAGCAGAGAAGAAGCUAAAUUCGUCGAAGAGCUUUUUGGGAUCUCUUUUUGGUGGUGGUUCGAACAAGGUUGAGGAAGCGGUAGAAUGCUACCAACGGGCGGCCAACAUGUUCAAAAUGGCCAAAAAAUGGGCCCAAGCGGGAUCGGCUUUCUGUGAGGCGGCCAACCUGCACGCUAAGGCCGGAAGCCGUCACGAUGCGGCCACCAACUAUGUCGACGCGUCCAACUGUUAUAAGAAGAUCGAUCCAAACGAAGCCGUCAGUUGUCUGCUGAAGUCCAUCGACAUUUACACCGACAUGGGUCGGUUCACCAUGGCUGCCAAGCAUCAUCAAACUAUUGCCGAGAUGUACGAAAACGAAGCGAAUGAUUUGCAACGUGCCGUGCAGCACUACGAGCAGGCCGCGGACUACUUCAAGGGUGAAGAAUCGACCAGCUCGGCCAACAAAUGCAUGCUGAAGGUGGCGCAGUACGCUGCACAGUUGGAGGACUACGAGAAGGCCAUCCAGAUCUACGAACAGGUGGCCGGAUCGUGCCUGGACAGUUCCCUGCUCAAGUACAGCGCCAAGGAGUACUUCUUCCGAGCCGCUCUCUGCCAUCUGAGUGUCGAUUUGCUGAACGCUCAGCACGCUCUCGAAAAGUACGCACAACAGUACCCGGCUUUCCAGGACUCGCGGGAGUACAAAUUGGUUAAGACCCUGUGCGAACAUCUGGAAGAGCAGAACGUGGACGGUUUCACCGAAGCGGUCAAGGAGUACGAUAGCAUCUCCCGGUUGGAUCAGUGGUACACCACCAUCUUGCUGAGAAUCAAAAAACAGGCCAACGAUAAUCCCGAUCUGCGAUAAAUUGAUGAGCCACGAAAUUGCGAUUUGCACUGGAAAGUAGAACUCACGCGUUCAACCCCAUCUUACUCUAUAUUAUAUUACUAACUACUACCUACUACUAUCAGCGAAAGAUUUGUUCGAUUCGGAAGGGAUAUUUCUUAGGAUAUUAGCAAAACAACAACUAAGAAAGGACAAUUACUAAUCGAUGGAUGUGUGCGUGCUAAUACGGCAAAAGUGUAGGAUCGCUAUCGUUUUUAUUAGUCUUAGUUUCCAAUAUUAUAUAUAAUGCAUAUUGAAAAACAAGAAACAAAAACAUAGCAUUAGUUGAAAAGACUUUACAUGAAUGAAAUAUAAUCCACAGAGAAGAGAGUGAUGGAAAUGUACUUUAUUAUCACGUGUAUGUUUAUGUUUGUUUUUGUUUAACGCGGAGCUACCAUUCCGUUUUAGUUGUUACAAAAUGCAACAGAUGAAGCGAAGGAAAUGUUACAGUUAUCUAAUGCAGAUUUUGUGUUGUUUAUUAUUUGUCUCUACAACAAUAAUUAUACAAUGUUAGUGAACAGCUAUCAUAAAUACAGAAGAAAAAUAGUGUCAAGCGUUCCAACAACCAUUACCAACAGUGUAAAACAGCGCAGAACAAUAAAUCCUUAAACUCAGAAAGUGGGGUUUUUCAAAAAUUUCCUGAAAAAUCUCACUUUGAUCGAAUUUUUUCGAUCCUUUUAGUUCUAUCUCACUAGUCAGAACUCAUUGCAGAGAAUAAUAAAUAAAUUCCAACAGCAAACGUUACAAGUAUAUCACUAAUCCAGUCACGUCGAUAUAGCAACAAAGGUCCGAUUAAUGCACUCUAAAAAUAAAACAGAAAAAUGUCUUUGAAAAUAUCAUUGCUUCGAAAAUAAAGCGUCGUUAUUCAUACAUGAAAAACCAACAACAUCCCAUACCCAUACAUAUUGGGAAACCAGAGAAGAACCGAAAGAAACCUACCCACUAAACUGCAUAAAUAUAAGCUAAGAAUUUGAAAUACCCCAACAAAAUUCUCUAUCUCUAGCUAUAUUCUAGUAAAUCAACAAAAGAAGAAACGAAUCAGAGGAUAUUCGUUACUGA